AACCAACAUAUGCAAAGAUACUGUUUUACCGUUUUUAAUUUAUUUUUUUGCAUUGAAUGCACAUAAAUUUUCAGUGAUCGUUGUUGCAGAUCUGAUGUAAAGAAUUAGUACUAAUAAUUGUUUGAAUUUAUGUUAAAUCUCUCACUUUCAAUUGAUUUAGUUAGUUUUGCUAUCACAAUAAAAAAAGAACACUACACACAAUCAUUCCUCUCUUUCUUCCACUCCUUUUCACAUGUCCAGAUAAAAUCUUGUCCGGAUUCACGGAUUCACUGACUACUCAUCUCAAAGUAGUUAAAUUCUUUUGCAAAUUGAGCUGAUUUUUUUAGUUUUUGUUGCCACUGCGCUUUGAGAUUGGUGCAAAAAUUGGAGGCUUAAUUCAUUUGCGAAGAAAACAAGGCGUUUAACAGGAUUUGUUUGAGGAGGAAAUUGAGGAAUUUGGUGUAUGUUAAGGCUUUGAAGAUUGAUUAUGGUGCCUGAAAAAGGGAUGUUUUGCAGAACGCAGCAUCUUCUCUAAAAAAGAUUGAAAUCUUUGUUUCAAGUUAUAUAAAGGGGAUGAAGAAGAAGAAGAGAUGAUUAUCUACUUUAACAUAGCAGCAGUUAAUAUCAGACACUAGGAAACUGCAUUUGUUGGUAUGAUAAGCAGGUAUUCUGUGGUUGGAAGGAUCUUUGUUAGGGCGAAAAUCGAUAGAAACAGUGUGUGUGUUUGGGGAAAUUGGAUGUCCUAGUAGGGAUUUGUGAUGGCAUCAAUCAGAAGAACAUUGUCUCCCGUUCCUCGGCCGGGAGGUUUAGGCAAUGGGGAGGCUUGUCAAGUGGCGUCGCCUUUGUCCAAGUCGUCUUCAAACAGUCAGAACUACCCUCCACAAGCGGGGCUGUUGUCUUCCUUGCUGGGCUCCUUGGACUAUGCAUUGUACAGAAUCCAGAGCUUUGUUCUUGGCCUUUUCUCACAACGAGCUUCUAGGGAUGUUGAUAGGUUUAGUUCUUGGCGGAGGGUUUACUUACAUAUCUUGAUGUGCUUUGUUGUUGGUAUCUUUGUUGGGCUUACACCAUUUAUACCAUUGAGUAUGUCCACGAAUUCCUUGCCUAAACAAGAAGCUUUUGAUUUCGAGUUGAUUGGGUUGAAAAAUGAGAUGUCAAAAGUAGGCAAAGUUUCUCUGCAAGAGAACUCUACGUGGGGGAGAGAGAAGGUCAAUGUUGAAGUGAGCAAUCCUCGUUCUGACCUUACCAUGUUAAGUAACUCGAUGAAUCAGUCUCGUGAUGUGGUGUUUAAUAUUGAUAAGCUUCUGAUCGUCAUCACUCCAACAUAUGCUAAGCCGCUUCAGGCCUACUUCCUCAAUCGCUUGGCACACACGUUGAGACUGAUCCAACACCCUCUUCUUUGGAUAGUCGUGGAGAUGAAUUAUCAGUCCAUGGAGACGGCUGAUCUUUUGAGGAACUCUGGAGUCAUGUACAGACAUCUCAUAUGCAGUAUCAAGAAUGAAACUGGGAUAACAGAUAGAAGCGCACACCUUAGGAAUGUGGCGCUCUCGCACAUAGAGACACACCGUCUUGAUGGGAUUGCAUACUUUGCAGACGAUGAUAGGAUAUACUCGACUGCCCUCUUUAACCAGAUGAGAAACAUUAGUCGGAUAGGGACAUGGACAACGGCCAUGCUGGUUCAAAGCAGAGACGAAAUUCUCAUUGAGGGUCCGAUUUGUAACAGCUCUCGAGUGGUAGGGUGGCACGUUGAUGACAGGAAGAGACGAUCUCAGAGAUUCCACGCUGAGAUGUCAGGUUUUGCUUUCAAUAGCACCGUGAUUUGGGAUCAGAAGAGAUGGCACAUGCCCAUAAUCGAGCCAAUCAGGCAGAUCGAGACGGUGAAGCCAGACAUACAAGCAAGCACGUUUAUUGAGCAGCUCGUGGAGGAUGAGAGUCAAAUGGAGUGCUUCUCGAUGGCCUCUUCAGGAAUCAUGGUUUGGCAUCACACAACUGACACAUAUUCCUACCCUCAUAACUGGUUUACAAGUAUCAUCUCUCCACUUACUGAUGCUUUGCAACUUUGAUUUGUGUAAGAAGAUGGAUCCUCUUUAGCCAUUUCCUUUGUCCGUUUCCCUUCUUCUGAGUGCUUACUAUUUUACAUUAGCAGUCCCAAGUGUACGAACGCGCUUAUGCAGAGAUUUAUUGUCCCGGUUAUGGAGAUUGGAGACGAUCCAACAGAUUCGUCGAAGAAUUUUCCUGGUUCAAGGUUGGAUAUUAUUUCUGUACAGCUCUAUCUUGUCAUCUUGAUAAGAUUGGUCAUGGAUACAACAUUAGGUUUGAAGAUCCAUUGUGGAAGAGAAAAUGGAAAUGCUAAGGAGAAAGUGAGGAUGAAAAAAGAUAUGUAGUUCUUGAUAAUUGUUUGUUAUGUAACUAUGAUUUAAUCUAUUUAAAUUUUGUGUUCUAAA
Salvia splendens (bonfire salvia) is the source of this 2420-nucleotide messenger RNA. Its product is annotated as probable beta-1,4-xylosyltransferase IRX9H. Gene Ontology annotation, cellular component: Golgi membrane. Gene Ontology annotation, molecular function: galactosylgalactosylxylosylprotein 3-beta-glucuronosyltransferase activity; xylosyltransferase activity. Lineage: Eukaryota; Viridiplantae; Streptophyta; Magnoliopsida; Lamiales; Lamiaceae. Gene Ontology annotation, biological process: glucuronoxylan biosynthetic process; plant-type secondary cell wall biogenesis. The transcript has 4 exons. The record is from RefSeq and is a predicted model, not a curated record. Bases 738 to 2039 code for a protein of 433 amino acids.